CCGCGGUCUCGGCCCUCCGCUGGAUCUCACAGUCCCUCGACUGUUCCGCUCCAUUCACCAGGUACCGACUCACUCGAUCACUCUGCACGUGUUAUGGCGCGAUACAACCCGACCUCGCACCAAGCAUGCAGCAUGCAGCUUGCAGUCUGCUUCUGCCCAUCUCCCUUGGCACCGCCGCCGCCGCACCGCCGUCGACGUGGCCGAAUCUCUCAUCGCAGUCCGCAGCCACUUACUUGCUCAGUCACCGACCGCCCAAGCUGAUACAACACAAGCUCACUCCUCUCGGUUCUCCCACUCAUAAACGCCCAUCUCUCCUCCGCUCUUUGCACCA
Molecule: messenger RNA, 331 nt
Organism: Cutaneotrichosporon oleaginosum
Lineage: Eukaryota; Fungi; Basidiomycota; Tremellomycetes; Trichosporonales; Trichosporonaceae
Source: RefSeq, a predicted model, not a curated record